AUGUUUCGACCUCAACGGGCCGGUCGAAUCCUUACCUUUUUCUUUGCGACCAUCAUCACUGGUAGUAUGGAACAAAAACUCGUAACUAUUCCGCAAGAAAUCCUUGACUCCAUCAUCGACCUAGCCGCCACAGAGUGCCAGGAUUCGUACGGCGAUUAUUAUGAAGAAGAGGAACACGAAGAGACGCAAGAAGAAGAAUUCUCCCCGCUCGCUGCUAAACAACUGGAAACCCUUCGUUCAGUCUCCCUCGCCUCCCAAGGAUGCUGUUCGAACAAGCACGGUGUCCGAGCUUGCCCAAGGUUCCUUGAACUCAAUGUCGACUAUGACACCGUCGCACUCUCAGAUUACCAGGCGUCUGCUCAGGAUAUGGCCGAUCUCUUGGGAGAGGAAGCCAUCUUCCCUCAACUCAGCGCUCUCGCGCGCGAAUUUAAGAUCAAUCUGCGGGUUGAUGGAACCGUCAGGUGGUCAGAUAAGUGA
Cyclocybe aegerita is the source of this 477-nucleotide messenger RNA. NCBI's taxonomy places the organism in Eukaryota, Fungi, Basidiomycota, Agaricomycetes, Agaricales, Hemipholiotaceae. The record is from the annotation of a GenBank genome assembly.